Molecule: messenger RNA, 216 nt
Organism: Trichoderma breve
Lineage: Eukaryota; Fungi; Ascomycota; Sordariomycetes; Hypocreales; Hypocreaceae
Exons: 1
Coding region: 1-216 (71 amino acids)
Source: RefSeq, a predicted model, not a curated record
AUGGCUCCAACCGUGGUGAUGUCUGUGGCUCCAUCUCAGCCACCGCAGCAGCAGCAAGUUCUUGAGGAUACGACCAUGGCUGAAACUCCAGCCGUUGUCCAGAUUCAAGCAGAACGAGGACAAGAAGAGGAGCAACAAGAGACAAUUGUGAAUGCUGUUGAGGCGGAAGUGGAUGAGGAUCAAAUGGCGUUUGAGGCUGAUCUCGACAACAUCUAA